UUCUGGGAUGGGCGGCUGUGACUGGUGAGCGUCGUGACCAGAGCUAAGACCCCAGCCUGUGCCCGUGCCUGUGUGUAGCCCUUGCACAAUCAUGUCGGCUCCCUCUGAAGAGGAGGAGUACGUGCGGCUGGUGAUGGAGGCACAGCCCGAGUGGCUCCGCGCGGAGGUGAAGCGGCUGUCCCACGAGCUGGCCGAGACUACGCGUGAGAAGAUCCAGGCGGCCGAGUACGGUCUGGCAGUGCUCGAGGAGAAGCACCAGCUCAAGCUGCAGUUCGAGGAGCUCGAGGUGGACUAUGAGGCCAUUCGUGGCGAGAUGGAGCAGCUCAAAGAGGCAUUUGGACAGGCUCACACAAAUCACAAGAAGGUGGCAGCAGAUGGUGAGAGCCGGGAAGAGAGUUUGAUCCAGGAGUCAGCCUCUAAGGAACAGUACUACAUGAGGAAAGUACUGGAGCUACAAACAGAGCUGAAGCAGCUACGCAACGUCCUUACCAACACUCAAUCGGAGAAUGAGCGGCUUGCCUCAGUGGCACAAGAACUGAAGGAGAUCAACCAGAAUGUAGAGAUCCAGCGCAGCCGCCUGCGGGAUGACAUCAAAGAGUACAAGUUCCGGGAGGCUCGCUUACUGCAGGACUACUCAGAGCUGGAAGAAGAGAACAUCUGCCUGCAGAAGCAGGUGUCUGUGCUCAGGCAGAACCAGGUGGAAUUUGAGGGCCUCAAGCAUGAAAUUAAGCGACUGGAGGAAGAGACUGAAUAUCUAAACAGCCAAUUAGAGGAUGCCAUCCGGCUCAAGGAAAUCUCAGAGCGGCAGCUAGAAGAGGUACUAGAGACGCUCAAGACAGAGCGGGAACAGAAGAACAGCCUGCGAAAGGAGCUAUCGCACUACAUGAGCAUCAAUGACUCCCUCUACACUAGCCAUCUGCAUGUCUCCCUAGAUGGCCUCAAGUUCAGUGAUGAUGCUGCUGCUGCUACCACAGAACCUAACAAUGAUGCUGAGGCCCUGGCCAAUGGUCUGGAGCAUGGUCUGGCCAAGUUGCCGCUUGACAACAAGACCUCCAUGCCCAGAAAAGAUGGGAUCCCACCACCCUCACCUAGCCUGGUCUCUGACCUGCUCAGUGAGCUCAACAUCUCUGAGAUCCAGAAGCUAAAACAGCAGCUGAUGCAGAUGGAUCGGGAGAAAGUGAGCCUGCUUACAACACUUCAAGACACACAGAAGCAGCUGGAACAGGCACACAGGGCCCUCUCAGAGCAACAUGAAAAAGUUAGUCAGCUCACAGAGAACCUAAGUGCCCUUCGGCGCCUACAGGCCAGCAAGGAGCGACAGACAGCCCUGGACAAUGAGAAGGACCGGGACAGCCAUGAAGAUGGCGACUACUAUGAGGUGGACAUCAAUGGUCCUGAAAUCCUGGCCUGCAAGUACCAUGUGGCUGUGGCCGAGGCAGGUGAGCUCCGGGAGCAGCUGAAGGCACUACGUAGUAUUCACGAGGCCUCGGAAGCCCAACAUGCUGAAGAGAAAAGCCGCCGUGAAGCUGAGGGCCAGGCACUGACUGAAAAGCUCACCCUACUAGAGAAGGCCAGCCGCCAAGACCGAGACCUGCUGUCUCGGUUAGAGAAGGAACUCAAGAGCGUGAGUGAUGUGGCUGGUGAAACACAGGGCAGCCUGAGUGUGGCCCAAGAUGAGCUGGUAAGCUUCAGUGAGGAGCUGGCCAACCUCUACCACCAUGUAUGCAUGUGUAACAAUGAAACACCAAAUCGCGUUAUGCUAGACUACUACCGUGAGGGGCAUGGUGGAGACAGCCAUGCCAACCCUGAGGGUUGUGGCCACCGGUCUCCCAUCCUCCUGCCUAAGGGGCUACUGGCUAUGGAGCUGGGCAGAGGAGAGAGCGGGAAUGGAGAAAGCAAUCCUUCAACCAGCUCCUCGCUACCAUCACCCCUGAGCGAUCCACACCGCGAGCCCAUGAACAUCUACAACUUAAUUGCCAUUAUUCGAGACCAGAUCAAGCACCUACAAAUAGCUGUGGACCGCACCACUGAACUGUCUCGGCAACGUAUCACCUCACAGGAGCUGGGCCCUGUUGUAGACAAAGACAAGGAGGCACUGAUGGAGGAGAUCUUGAAGCUCAAGUCACUCCUCAGCACCAAGCGUGAGCAAAUCACUACAUUGCGGACCGUGCUCAAGGCCAACAAACAAACAGCCGAGGUAGCCCUGGCCAACCUGAAGAGCAAGUAUGAAAAUGAGAAAGCAAUGGUGACCGAGACCAUGAUGAAGCUGCGCAACGAGCUCAAAGCACUCAAGGAGGAUGCUGCUACCUUCUCAUCAUUGCGUGCCAUGUUUGCCACCAGGUGUGACGAGUACAUCACACAGCUGGAUGAGAUGCAGCGGCAGCUGGCAGCUGCUGAGGAUGAGAAGAAGACCCUCAACUCACUACUGCGCAUGGCCAUUCAGCAGAAAUUGGCCCUGACCCAGCGUCUGGAGCUGCUUGAGCUGGACCAUGAGCAGGCUCGGCGUGGCCGCAACAAGACCACCCCCAAGUCCAAGCCCAAUGCCCCGAGUGUAAGUCACACCUGUGCCAGUGCCAGUGACAGGGCUGAGGGCUCUGGGCUCUCCACUCAGGUGUUCUGUCGUGAAAAGUAUAACAUUUACUGUGACUAAGGCUGUGGACACUGCAUGCUGCAGCUAACACUGAGCAUCACCUAUUCGCUUCAUCCCCACUAACUCACAUCUACGUGGGUGCAGCACACUGGCCUUCUGGACUCUUGGGCCUGUUUUGUGUCUGUUCAUCUUUUUGUUACUUUUUGGAUGCUACCCUUUUUGGUAGGGGUUAGAGGAGGGGACAGAGGAAGGGAUUUCCUGGUGAUGUGGGCCACGGAGCAAGCUCUUAGUCAAGGAAGUCCUGCUCUGGCGUCCUUGUUCAGCACCUGCAGGGAGGUUCAGGAUCCUGGUGGGAAACUCAUGCCCUGACACAUGUGCCAUGGAUUUGUCUUGCCCUUCCGCCGUGGCUCCCAUCCUCCCUGUUGAAGUGAUUGUGACAGAAAACUCUGCGUACAGCUUGGUCCAGGAAUUGCUUUGUAGCCUGUGCCACAUUUCACUGCAAAACCCAUUCAGGACAGAAGUGCAUAAUUAUACCACCAAUGUGGUACAGAGCUGCCCCAAGCUUUCUGCAUUCCUUCAGACCCAGACAACAUGUCACUUGGGAGCCUAAGCAUAUGUCAGCCCAAGUGCAGCUGAUCUAGCCCAGUUCACCUGACGUAGCCACUGAUCCCCUUCUGAGGUCUGCACCUGUCUUGCUCUGCAAGCAGGUAGGAAGGUAGCUGUCAGGGACCAUAGUUCCAAUGAAAAUAACUUUCCAAGUGCCUAGCCAGGGUCUUUGUAUCCAAUGUGAAGCCCUGGUCUUUUGUAUGGCAGUGGUUUUUCUCCUGCUGCCCACCUUUCCCUGCAGGGUAGCAGGUAGGCCUGCAGUGCCCUACUGUGCCCACUUACCUGCUCACAGUGCAUCACUUCCUCGAAGAUGACGUCACCCCUAAGAAGGACUUUGAAUCCACAUCCGGAAAUCCCAGCAUCCUGAGCUCAGCUAAGUUGAAAGCUCCUCACAGUUGCUGGCAGGAACCCAGCUUGGGCUGCUCUCAACAGCUUUGAGUGGGACCAGCCCCUGUUCUUCACAGGUGGAAAUGUGGCUUCCUUUAUUUAGUGCAAUGUGGGGGAUGAAUGGGCAUUAGGUCAUGGGACUUAGUCAACAUGGAACCCCAUGGCCCUUCCAUUAGUUAGUGGGGACAUUGUCUGUACUGCAUCAGGCAUCCUGAGUUUACACUUCCUGGUGCAGCACAUCUCUCAGUAUUUCUCUUCCUAAUCACCCUCUGGGGUCAGCUGGACAAGAAGCCGUGUUGUCUUCAUCUCUUUGCUCCUCACCUAUCAGAAGACAGAGGGCACCUUUCUACAGACGGGGAAUUCACGUUAUCUGACAAAAAAACUGCUUUGCCCUCUCUCCCAAAGGUGUUUACCUUUGUUUAUUUCACUCUUACACAUGGUUCUUGAGAAUAUCUCGGGCCUCAACAAACUCCGACUGCUGUGGGCAGGCUGUGCUUUAGGUUGGGACUGCAACAACUUGAAGUGGCAGAGGAGAGUCCUGCAGGUGUUCUUUGGGCUUGGUAUCUUGGGCUCAGUGGGCCUUGAAGUGCCUCUCCUCCUUUAGAAAGGCCCUUUCCUCCCCUGCCUUGGCGAACAGGACUUAUCGGAGGAGUGACUUCCCUAUCUCAGCCUGCCUUGCAUGUGUCACUUCAUACACGUCUGCAGCCUCCACUUUGCCUGCCACCGCAGCAGCUUUUCUCAGUCCUUGUAAGGACCUUUGUGUGUCACUCGGGAGCAGCCUCACUGCAGAACAUAGCCACAGCUAACACGGAAGUUUCUGCUCUGCCAACUAACUAUCCCCAUAUUCACAGCACCACCAAGACUGAGAUGUGGGUUGAGCUGGCAUGAUGAGUGACUUGUUUUCUAAUGGCAUCUUGUUUUCUCCCAUUUCCAGUUGUAGAGUAGUUGCUGAGAGGACUCGGCCACCUGGCCCUGUCGCCUUGCAGCUCCUCUCCUCCCUUCGUGGUUGUGGUUGGAGGAAUACAGGCUGUCCACAUGGAGGAAGGAAAGGCAACAUAAUUUCCACUUAGAAAUGUCUUUGGAUAUGCCACUGCUUCCCCGCCCCCCCCCCCCCCCCCCAAAAAAAAAACAGCAUUCCCUGGGUUUGUAAUGGGAAGAAUGAGAGCUUUAAUGAUGAAAAUACUGCAGGCUACUGCUUGAAAGACUUUUUUACAAGUACUGAGGAAUCUGCUCCAAACCAUGAUCACCGUGUUCAUUGUGAACCCACUAGAGACAUCAUGGGGAGCCCCUCGUCCUACAUACACCCCUUUUUUACCUGAUAAACCUGUGCACUUUUGUUACAUUGGUAUUAUAGUUCCUCACUCCUUAUGUAGAGAUAAUUCUCAAAUGAUGUGUGUGUUCAAGAUCACAUAGCUCUCCAUCCUGACUGUCAACCUUUUGACUGGAUGUCAGCAUAUUGCAAACAUGUGUACUUCUUUUACUAUGUAGCUCUAUACUGUUUAGGCAAGGACUUGGACCCAGCAAGGAGCUUGGAUGAUGGAGCCACCCUAUGGGUCAGCAGCCUGUUACAUUAUACAGCAUUAUAUGAUUCAUCUUUGAAAUUAUGGAUUUAAAUGCCAUGUUCAUUAAGAAAUUCAGGGUAUUCGGAUUCUAGAGUUUUUCAUAUUGUCUUAUUAUUAUUCUUAGGAAUAGCUCAAAGUAACAAGAAGAAAACUUGACCGUUGCUCUGGUUAAAACAGUAGUAAGCACUUGAAAAAAAGCAUUAUAAAUUAUUGAAUGAGAGUAUUACUUGCAAAUUCCAGAAUUUUCUGGGUCUUAAGACAUUAUGAAGCAUGACUGAUUAGCAGGAUUUUGAACAACUGUACCAAUGAAAUUCCAAAUUGGAAUUGUUUUGUUACUCUGGUUGUUGUGCCAAAUUGUGGUACACUUAAAAAAUUCUACAUUUGUCAAUUUUUAGGGUGUUCUAUUUCAGCACCUCUUUGUUAGUAAUCAUUGCCAGUAGUGCCUUCAUCAUUUAAGGUAGAUGUCCCAGAGUGAUUUAUUCUCUAAAAUGAACAGGUGAUCAUUUUCUCAGCCAGUGUGAAGCAAUAAGUGUGGGGUGAGUGUGUGCUUUCACAUCUUUACCUGGGCAUCUCCAUCAAAAGAAAGAGAACAGCAAUUGGAUAAAAUUUUGUUAAUCAGUGAUUCUUUACUCUGAAGAUCCUUGCAAAUUCGGGGGCUUAGAAAAUGAAAGCAGACACAAAGCAUUUAGUGUGCUUUGAAAAGCAAAUGGAUUUUCUGGAACAAGCUAAGCCAGCUGUAUUAAUAGCAUGUUGUGGAUAACCAAGAAUGUGUUAUAAGUGCUAGAACUGUUUCUAUGCUUCGCACAAUAGUGGACAAGGGUUAAACUUAGUAUUCUUUGCAAAUGAGACAUUAAUAUCUUCCCUUGCUUGAUGUGACUAGUCACUUAAUUUUCAGGAAACAGAAAUCACUAAUGCUCCUUAGUAAGCUGAGUCAGCUGGUCUUCAUCCCCACCCUGUUUGCUGAGUUCAUAUGAAUGAUUAAAUUGGUACUUGUGGAGCAAGAAAAAGAACCUCUCCUUCCCUCCUCCACAAUGGAAAAAAAGUGUAUAAAUUAUAACCAUAUACGUGGCAAGAAUGAAAGAAUUCUGUUUUCUGGAAAAACAUUUCUUAGUUGUAGAGACUCCUAUUUUUAACUUUUGUUACAGUAUUGAUUUAUACAAAAUGUUGUUACCUUUGAGAUAGUUUCAGGUAUAUUGGGGUAUUUAUUUGCAGUGCUGUCUGAGUACUGUAUUUCUCUGUGCGUUGCCCUGGUGUCAGAAUGUUGGUCUUUAUUUUAAGGUCAUGUGCAUGUUCUCCUGCCAAGGAACCUUUACACGGACCUAAACAAAUAAUAAUAAUAAGCAAAUGCCUUUAAUUUUGAGAAAAUUAGGCAGAACAUGGAAAAG
Molecule: messenger RNA, 6530 nt
Organism: Echinops telfairi (small Madagascar hedgehog)
Lineage: Eukaryota; Metazoa; Chordata; Mammalia; Afrosoricida; Tenrecidae
Gene: BICD2
Product: BICD cargo adaptor 2
Exons: 7
Coding region: 92-2650 (852 amino acids)
Biological process (GO): regulation of microtubule cytoskeleton organization; microtubule anchoring at microtubule organizing center; protein localization to organelle
Cellular component (GO): Golgi apparatus; cytosol
Molecular function (GO): cytoskeletal adaptor activity; dynactin binding; dynein complex binding
Source: RefSeq, a predicted model, not a curated record